Penicillium samsonianum is the source of this 990-nucleotide messenger RNA. RefSeq names its product PhzF family phenazine biosynthesis protein. The transcript has a single exon. Lineage: Eukaryota; Fungi; Ascomycota; Eurotiomycetes; Eurotiales; Aspergillaceae. Bases 1 to 990 code for a protein of 329 amino acids. The record is from RefSeq and is a predicted model, not a curated record. Gene Ontology annotation, cellular component: cytoplasm. Gene Ontology annotation, biological process: biosynthetic process. Gene Ontology annotation, molecular function: isomerase activity.
AUGUCUAAACUCCGCUACUAUAUAAUCGACGUCUUCUCAUCCAUUGCCUACCAAGGCAACCCCCUCGCAGUGGUAGACACCACAUCCACUACUCUCACCUCGACUCAGAUGAAACUGCUAGCAAGACAAUUCAACCUAUCCGAAACCACCUUCAUCUGUCCCCCAGCAGACCCCAAAGCUACCUGGCGCCUGCGAUCAUUUCUACCCAAUGAAGUAGAGGUUUUUGGGGCUGGUCACAACUCACUCGGUGCCUGGUGGUGGAUUGCAGAUUCAGGGCUUUUGGGAGACAUCGCACAAGAUACAAAAUCCAGUCAGAUCUACUUCCAACAACUAGGCAAUAAUGUUCUACCGGUUGAGAUGUCGCGAUCAAAUCUAGGAGAUCUUGUUGUCUCCAUGCGCCAGGGUCAACCGCAGUUCUUGAAUCAGCAUACCAACCAUCAAUCCCUUGCUACAUCUCUUGGAAUCGACGCCUGUGAUAUUGGACUAAGAUAUUCCGAUGUUAUACUCGACCGGGCAAUGGUGGUUACCACUUCACCUGCUCGUCAUCUCUUGGUUCCAGUUCGAAGCCUUGAUGUCCUGAAAAGUGUCAGCUUUACCGAUAAAGAGGGGAUUUCGAAGGAGCUUGCUAGUACUGAAAGCUAUAACAGUGGGAUAUAUGUGUUCACAUCUGCAGAGAAUGAUUCCGAAUCAAAGAUACCGAGAUUUGAGGCCCGUUUUUUCAGUCCGGGGAUGUCAAUGGAAGACCCGGCUACGGGUUCGGCUGCUGGGCCUUUGGCUGCUUACUUGUGGGCGAACAAUGUCCUGACUUCUGUGGAGAAUGGAGUAUCUCGGGUUGAAGUUGUGCAGGGUGUACAGACUGGCAGGAGAUGUUUCAUGAACUUGAGUAUUGAACCGAAUAAUGAAGAUUCGGUUAGCAUCACGAUUUCCGGAACUGGUGUGCUGGUUGCCGAUGGAAAUAUUAUGAUUCCUAGUUCUGAGGUUUCGUUUUGA